AUGGGCGUCCAGUCGUCGGGCAAGUCGACGCUGCUCAACUGCAUGUUUGGCGUCCGCCUCCGAACGAGCGUCGCUCGGGUGCACGCGCGGCGUCAACUCCCAGCUUAUCGCUUGCGACAACGGCGGCGCCACGUCGGUGUCGAAGGCACGGUGUGGCGUGACAACCGCAUGACGUAUGUAGCUAUCUUGCCCGCCGAUGCGACCAUCAUCUUGACCAAAGGCGAGUCAACCAACAUGAUUAAAGACGUGCUCCCGAUCGUGCUCUCGGCCUUUGCCAACUCGAAGCUGGCAGCCACCUCUGGCGGUCAUCUCUCGUCCAAGCUCUACUUUGCGUUCAACCAGAUUGACGUGACGCAGACGAGCACCAUGGGCAUGCGUCUUCGAGCGCUUCUCGGCAGUCUGCGCAGCAGCGCCAAGCAGAUCGCUGCCGUGCGGCAGUCGCAGUCGGCAACAUCGACGAUGUUCCUUCGCGACUUUCACACCGUCAUCACGGACGAUGCGCGCUGCGACGUUCGCAUUCUGGGUCUGACGCAAGGCCAGACGACGCCACCUAACGAUGUGCCGCUGCCCGAUUUUGGCGACCGUCUUCAAGCGCGGACCAUCGGCGAGCUCGGCGAGAGCUCGGACUUAGUCUGGAUGUGUCUUCAGAGCGCCAACUUUGAACUGGACUUUGCGUCGCCACGUGAACGCGUCGUGUACGACCAGCUGAUCCAAGCCAUGGCAGGGCACACGCAAGAGCUCGCCAAGAUCUACAGUGAGGCGUUUGACGCGGUGCUGCAAACGAUGAGUGCCAACAAUGCAGCUGAAAAUGCGCCGGAAGCCAGCCGGAGCCGAAAGUAUGAGAUUCUCCUCCAGCAUCACGUGGAGAGUGCGGUCGCCACGCUGGACGCUGUCGUGGCAACGACGCUGGACCAAAACGAGUUUGCCAAGUGGGCCACCGCGAUGCACGAUACGUGGGCGGACAAGAAGCAGCGCCAAGCGUCGCACUCAGUGCGCCUUGUGCAGUCCAAAGUCCAGCUUGAGGUUGACGCGAUCACCACGGUCUACAAGGAGGAAAUUCAAACGGACAUUGUCGAAUACAUCACCAAGUGCGGCCCCGUGAAGACAAUGACGGCUUCUGACAGGUGGACGACGUAA
Messenger RNA from Saprolegnia parasitica CBS 223.65, 1137 nucleotides. RefSeq lists its product as hypothetical. The transcript is spliced from 4 exons. Lineage: Eukaryota; Oomycota; Saprolegniomycetes; Saprolegniales; Saprolegniaceae. The record is from RefSeq and is a predicted model, not a curated record. Bases 1 to 1137 code for a protein of 378 amino acids.